GAUGAGUACAAAAAAUUAAAAAGGCGCCUAAGGUGUGGGGCCUGAUUCCGGGGAAUUGGCCUAAAGCCAGCCCUGUUAAUAAGCCUGGAUUUUCAUUGAUGUCACCGUACAGGCUUAUGAUAGGUUCAGAGUCCUUUAUUUAAUGGCCUGACUUAAUUAAUCCCCCUAUAGCUAUGGAGUGGUGCAAAGAAUUAAUCUAUAUAACAACCCUGCUAAGCCCUCCUUUUUAAGACACAUCUCCUGAAUUUCUUAAUUUUGAUUUAGGAUAUUCUGUUUUCUCAAACUUAUCUUGUAAGAAUGAGGUUAUAAAGAGUGACAGUCAUCCCAGUGUAGAUGGUCUAACCAAGGCCCUUAAUUAUGGGUCUAGUGGUGUACUGGAGCUUAUACAGGCCCCCUUGGAACUGGGGUGACAUUCAUCCCAAGAGUUAGGUUUAGUGUGCAAAGGCUGCAUCCUUCAGGGCUUUCUUCCGCAAAGCUUCAUUAAAGUCAGUUGGAGCCUUGCCUGAGUAGGGAAUGCAAUAUCAGGCCCUAAGUGAGUGUAAGGGAAUGGAAACAUCUGACAUGGUGGAUUUCAUGUAUACCCACUUUGCCUGGGUGUGAAGGAUUGCACAAGGCAUGAUUCUUAUCUCAUCUAUGCUGGUGUAAUUCCACUGACAUUCGUGGAGUUACUCUGGAUUUACACGAGUAUGAGUGAGAGGGAAAUCAGGCCCGUAUGUCUUUGAUAGGUUUCCAUUAACACUCAGUCAAGACCCUGUUGUAUGCUCCUUAUAAAAAUUACUGUUUCAUAAUAAAUAAAACUUGAGCCAGUAUCAGUGGUAGAAUAAAAAAACCCAGCAAGGAGCUGCCUGGCAGAUUCAGUUCAGAGGUUCUGUUUCUUCUGAAGAAGCUCAUAAUGUGGGAGAACAGCUGUUGUACAUCAAACCAUAAUAAUGAAAAAAAAAUCCCAGCAGAGAUCUUGGAUGUUUUUAAAUUUUGGACUUGUAACAGUACUGGCAUCUAAGCAAGACACCUGCAAGGCUCAUUCUGGGAAUUUUCUAGCAUGAGCUAGAUCCACCUGUGUGUAUGAACACAAAACACUUUCAUGACAUUUGCAAUAACUUUUGGCCUACCUCUCAACUGUGACAGAAAAUCAUAGAGAUGGGGAAAGGUCCAUUUGGUGUGGGGGGAGAACACCUGUCCCAUCAGGGAUUGUUCCUUGAAUAUAUUUCUUAAGUGUUUUGUUUAAUUCAGCUGGAAAAGCUAAAGGAGUAAAACUGGAUAUCAGUGGUUAGAUUUUUAAAUUUAAGACUCUGAGAGGGUCUCUUGUUAAAUGUAGCAUUUGGCUGCUGAAUUCCAACAAAAGCAUCAAAUAAAAUCGGGCGGGUGGUGAUUAUUGAGUAGGGGAAGGAUUGUGUGUGAAUGUUCAGUGUUCAAUACACUAGGAAUUCAAAAGCAGAGGGAAUAGUACCUGAUGAUGGAAUAAUUUAUAGGCAAAGAAGUCUUUAAACAUCACAGAUGUGUUCCAUUUGAGAGGUAUAGUAUGAAUUAUGAUGUCCACUUGUUGCACCAACUAAGGAGUUGUUAACUGGUGUUUUGGGAUAUGAAUGAAGAGAGCUGUUCACUUAAAAUACUAUUUUAGCACAUAAAACAUGCACUAUAUUAUGCCCAUCUUGCAGUUGUGCCUCCAGAGUAUGUUGCUAAAUAGGAUCUGGCUGGGUCAGUACCUGGAUAGGAAUCCUCCAAGGAUCACCUGAGGUUCUUCUGCAAAAUUACGUAGGGAAGACAAAAGUCUCUCCUUGGGCAGACACCAAAUCCAGCUAGUGCAAGCGCAUGUUUUGCAGCGCUCCCUGCAACCUGGCUGCACUGUCCUCGCAAUAGAGAGGAAGAACAAGUUCCCUUCUAACUGAUAGAGGAAACCAAGUCCCAGUGCUAAAGGUUCCUGCUGGAAAAUAUAGAAUGCAGGUGAAUUAACAUAAAACAAAGCAAACGGGUACAAAGCAGAAUGUGUGUAACCCAGGAAAACACUCUGCAGUCUGGAAUGAAUGGGGCUCAGAAUGGAAGGCUCAGCCCGGCACUCUGGGUACGGAGGGCUGCUUGCAAGGCACUGUGGUGGUCUUAAGCCCUCCAUAAACCCUAUUUUCAAGGGUUGCAAGGGGCUAUGUACCAUGUAAAUCCCAUGCAAGUGGGCCUUCUGCCCAGGGCUGUUUCAAUUGCAGGAAACCUGAACCCCAGUUCUUUUCAGUGGGCUGCCCAGUACAUACAGGACCUGACGCCAGGUCUCUUGUAACAAAUGAAACUACACUCGUGCCUAGUACAAAGCCAUUAAACUCAAUGGUGUUACGAAUUUUGCCCCAGAGAAUAAAAUGAGUGAUUGAACAAAAUGAUUGAAAUGGCUUCUUACCAUUGGCUGUCUUCAGUUCCCAUAGUUGCACAAAGAUGGACAAGUGAGGGCAGGGGUGUUUUUUUUCUUUUGGUCCUGCCCUUCCCUCCCAUUUUUUCUUUUGGGGGGUGGGGGAGGGUGUUUACGUAUAGGUGGCCUUCUAUUCCUUUGAUAAACAGUAAUAUUGGAGUCUUUAAAUUACUGAGAUGAAAUGUUAAAGUGCAAUUAUAUUUAAAACUAUUAUUUCUCUAUUGCUGUUCCCAAUCUCCAACCAGCAGCACAGUUUAAAAAGCACUCAAGAUAGAGACAAGACUCUUCCCUUGGUUGCAUCUGCUGAAUUGUAUGGGAGUGCAUGGCUGUAAUCCUGUCAACAGCCUUAUCUCUGUAAAUAUAAUGGGCCGGUAUCACCAGUACACGUUGCAUCACCACAGCAGCAUAAAGGAACUAAGUGGCUGCAGACUUGGUUUAAAUGGUUGUUGAAGAUGGGUUUAUUGCUGCUUUUAAUCAUUGUAACAAUAUAGAACAGCCAAAGUGAGGUGGCAAAUUUGAUCCCAAAUCUACAAAUAAACAUGCAUCUAAUUCAUAUGGAAAUCACCUUGAUUUCUUGUAUGUUACUUCCCUCUCUUUCCAUGGCAUCUGUGAUCUUAGACAUUUCUCUUAGCUUGUGGUAAAAAAAACGACCUGCAAAAAUGGAAUGGAUGCUGAAAGAACCAGUAGUCCAGCUGUUCAGCUUUUGAUGGUUAAAAAAGAAUCUGUUUUGUUCUUUAGAUUUCAUGUUACUGAAUAUUUUUCAGCCAGUUCAUUUGAAAAGUUGGAUGUAAUUGACUGCUCCCCACAAGCCCUGAGCACAGGAAACAUUCCUGCAUUUUUACCUUGGGAGAUUUGUUAGUAGGAGUAUCAGAGGGGUAGCCAUGUUAGUCUGGAUCUGUAAAGCAGCAGAGAAUCCUGUGGCACCUUGUAGACUAACAGACAUUUUGGAGCAUGCGCUUUUGUGGGUGAAUACCCACUUCGUCGGAUGCAUGUUAGUAGGAGCGGUCCAGCUGUUUUUUAAGCAGGUAUCUCAUUUCAGUGAUUCAUGAGCACUAAUUUGACAAUCAGUUUGGUUUUAGUUAGUAAAACAUUUCAAAUGUGCCCACUGAUGUAAAUGGUGCCUCUUCUAACAACCUUUUUGCUGUGUUUUAUGUUAAUCCAAAUGGGAUUGUUUGUAAUGUGGGGUAAAUAGACUUCAUAUUCCUCCGGGCGCAUGUUUUAUCUGCUGAAGUAUUAUGUUUAAGUGGACUAAACGUACUGUUCCUCUGACUUUGCCUAGAAGGGGAACAGCUUUACAGUUUUGAUGGGAUGUUUAACAGUUAUUUUUAAAAACUAACUUGUGCUUUUGUACAAAGAGCAAACAAGUGAGUAGGUCACUGAAGCUUAAAAAGAAUAAGCCUGACUGCAGAUGGUGGCUCCAAAUGGGGGCCCAUGGCUGCCUCGUGGGAAAUCUCUUUUCACAAGAGCAAGUGCUAGUGAAACUUUGAUGAAGAUGUGUCCUACAAGAUACUGGCUUUUACUGUAUUGUCCCAGUGUGAGCCUUGGGAGGGCUUGAAGGGAGGGCGGUAAAGCCGUGUACACCAGUCUGACUCGUUUCACGUUGAUGGCCUUUGCUCUGACAUACUGUUCUCUUUCAGAUGAAGAAUCUCAUGAACUUGCCUGGCUUUGGAAACACGUCAAGGGCAGGGUGCAAAACACACUAGUAGGACAUGACCCUUAACCUUUUCUCUAAAGAGUAGCCCUAUAGGUAUAUUUAACCACUUUAAGAAGCUGUUCCUGAGUGAGCAAGCAGGUCGAGCCCAGGCUCUGGAGUUUGUCCGCAAGAAUGUCGCCAAUGCCCUCUCUAUGGCUAACCUGAUCAUGGGUCUGUCUUCCAUCCUCUGCAGCCUAAAUGGGCAGUACCACUAUGCUUGCUGGCUGCUCCUGAUUGGAUUCCUGCUUGACCUAGCUGAUGGAGCAGUUGCUAGGCAACUGAAUGCUUGCUCAGCCCUGGGUGCCAAGUUGGAUGACUUUGCUGACUUCACUUCAUUUGGUCUGGCCACAGCUCUGCUGCUGCAGGCUCACGGGAUCCUGGAUGGUUUGCUGGCUAUUGUCUAUGUACUCGCAGUCUUUUCCCGCUUGUGCUUCUUCUCGAGUGGAAUCCCUUUCAUGUACCGAGGUCUGCCCUGUCCCUAUGCUUCUUCCCUCCUGACUGGCACAUACCUCUUGACCGGGGGCAAUCUUGUGGUUCUACGGAUUGUGGCCAUGAUAAUGAUCCUGUUCAUGGUUGACCAGGGCUUCUAUCCCCAUGACAAAGUAUUGGAGUCUCAGCUCUGGAAAAAGAUGGUCUAUGCAGGGGGUAUCCUGAUGGUUUUGUUCUCUUCCUAUUCAAUAGUCUCUCUCUACUAUCUCAUUUGGUCUACUACUUACAUCUUCUUCCCAGUCGCCUUGUGGAGCUGCAAAGUUUAACUGCACGCUUGGUAUCGUGUAGAUGAUGACAGCUUCACAUGUCACCAUGAUAACCUGCCAAAGGCAACACCUGUGACCUAAAUGAAGACUUAUCCUGUGUUAACAUCCAUGAGUUGCCUAAUCCUUACUAAAGGUUUCAUCAUUGCAAUCAUCUGUACUUGAAAGUAACAGCGACAGGAUGUCUUGUCACUUCAAAUAACACAUUCAAACUGGAGUGGUAAGAAGUAUCUGUGUUAACACAGCUCCUGCAGUUCCCCUGCGUGUUCAAAGUGUUCAUGUAGUGCCUGCUCUCUGACACCACAUGUAAUAACUAACGUGAAGUUUAACGCUUGUUAAUGGGGAAACUUCAUUUAAACUCUCCCAGCUAUUUGAGGAUUUGCUGUAGAUGUGAGUGUACAUAUUCCUUACAAAAAGAUACUGUCUGGAUUUAAGUUGAGAAAUUCAGAUUUUUAUUAUGCUUAAAAUCAUGAAUUUACAAAGUUAUUUGCUUCUUCUAGAAUUGUAGGGCAGUAGACACCCACGAUGGGGGUUCCUCUAAUGACCCCAUGGACCCAACCUCGCCUGUGGCUCUGGAAGAGGCCCAGGAAGGCUGAGAUCAGUAUCAGAAGCACUGAGAUGUUGAUUUGAAAACUGCUGCUUAACAUCUUGACCCAGUGGGCCCAACCUGAUUACGUGGGAGGGCCACAGGAUCUUAAGCACGAUCUUGGGUGGGCCAAACAGAUUCGACAGAUUUUAAUCAGAUUUCAAGGCACCUGUAUUGAUUUAUAUUUGAAGUCCAGCUUGUUUCUUAUGUAUUUAGCUAGGUUGUUUCUAUGUACAGUAUUGUCUGUUUACACACUUGUGUAAACUAAAAUGAUGUAAAUGACAAAACGCUAAUGAAUCGGCCAUUAGUAUAUUGUGUUGAAGCACGGUGUGGGCCUUAUGAAAUGCUCUGGUGGCCUGUAGGUUGGGCUUCCCUGUCCUAACCCAAUGAAAUGGCAUGAAAAUAGUUAGAGUAAGUUUAUUUGUAUAUUUGUAAUACACAGGAGAGCAAAGCAGAUGGCUUUUUUCUUAAUGGAUCACUGAGGGCAGUUUGAAAUUGCUCUCAAACCUUCUCAGCAACAGCAUUUGCAUUUGCACGAAAGAUGAAAAUGUCCUGCCCCUUUCCAGAGGUGGCACAGUGCAGGGGCACAGCUAGGAAAUGUUGGUUUAGAAGAGCCAGUGACUAACUGAACAUAAGCACAUGGCUUACAUUGAACCACCUAGUCCUAUAUUUUUGCAGACACUGUAGCUGGGCUUUUAUCCUGCUCCAAGGGCCUUGGCUUCUCAUCAGAGUUAGGCUGGGAAAACAGGUGUACCUAAAACAUAGAGUAGUGUUGACUGUUUUAGAUAAUUAUGAAAUGUGAGAUCUGUAGAUUAUAAAUUGUAACCACUGACUACUCCAACACUCACAUAGAAGUAAUCAGACUAGCAAGAUCAUCUUGUACUUGAAACGUAUCACCAUACAUCCAGCGUACCAGGCCAAAAUCCCACUGCGGUGGGACCUUACCAUUUCAGAGAAUCCUGUGCUGAGGGAAGGAAAAUUCUGACUAUCUCACUACAAAGCACCUGCCUCUGAGAAGGGAAAAACGUCUUGCAGACCAAGGGAUAAAGAAUAACCUCUUCAAUGUAGUUACUCCAGGAUCCCAAACGUUUAAGUCUGUGGAGUUGCACCGGGUCUGAACUUGGCCCACGUGCAGCUUUGUUCUUUUACUGGAGUUGUACCUACUGAGGUAGGAAUUUGGCCCACUGCAUAAACUUCGCUGGUGAAGGGACUUUACCCAACUAUGAAUUAUUUUGGUCAUGUGAAAACCUCUCCCUGGACAUAACUUGGACUGUCCCUGGGGGUUACAAGUCUGAGGCUCAAAACUUCACUCCAGAGACAGACCAGGGAAAUUGACCAAAUACCUACACACCUAGGUCAGUCCGGGCGUAGCUACUUCAAAGACUAUAGCAAAACAGUAAAACAAACACUUGAGACCUGAUUCUGAUCUCUUUGCUAUGGUGUCAAUCUGGAGUAACACCACUGAAGUCAGACUAACAUCUGGGUAAAGCUGGUGUCAGACCAAAAUCAGGCCCUCACUGUUCAAGUUAUGGCCUCAGUUGACAAGUUAUGAUCUGAGUAUCAUUCCGAUAAAGAAAUUUAAUUAAAAUAACCAUUAGAUUAACUAGGUUUUAACGUUGGUGUCCUUCUAAUUAAUGAUUCAGUCAGAGUGCAUUUGAAAAGAAAAUAGCCAAACUACUAGGGUAAGAUCCGUCUGCCUUAAUUUUUUGACAAAUGCAUGUUCUUAUAAAGGUUGAGGUUUUCUCACUUGAGCUGUCUGGGAAUGGGGAAAGCGGGUCAUGUAAGCACCUAGAUUCUGCCUCCUACCUUCUCUAGGGUUGUGAAAAUAAGCCUGACCUUCAAAGUGUGCUCCCGGAGGAGCAGCCUACUGAGAACUGCUGAAGUAAGUCCUGCACCUUGAAGCUUCCUCUCUAGAGGCCUGAUCCUGUGAGACACUGAAUGCCUCCCAUGAGAUGCAGUUGACUUCACUGGGAACUGAGAGGUGCUCAGCAUUUCACAGUGCCAGACCUUGAUAUUUCUGCUCCGUUGUGUUCGAGUCUCGAAAUGACAAAUGAGUCACUUGCGUACCCCAGGAGGGCCCCUAGAGCAGUCCUUGCAUUCACCAGUGCCAGUCGGGCACAAUAGGAUGUGGCAGCUGUUGCAGUGGGUCAAAGCAGAGGUGCACUUGACUUUUCAAGCCCUUGAGUCCCUAAUUCUGAUUGCAUCCGCAUCCUUAGAAGUAUCUGAACUCGGUCCUGUUGGCUAGAGGGGGUAAAACUAGCCAGGCUGAACAGUGGCUUCCUAGCUGUGCUGAGAAAUGCCUUGUUGGAGCCCUAGUCUCUCUCCCAGCCCCUGGAGGAGAGAGAGCCUAAGCUCAGGCAUAGCCGCUGUGGCUGAUUUGAGUGGCAGUGUAUUGCUGCAACCUCUACAGCCAAAGAAUGGCUCCAUUAUGAGGCCAUGAGUAUCCCAGUGGAGCAAGGAGAGAGAGUAGCUACGAAUCAACCCAUAUGGUACCUUAUCACAACAUAUGCAAAACUGGGGGGAAAACCAGAAGCUUUCCCAUUAGGCAUAGCCUUCACUCCCAGAGUGCUCUGGCUCUUCCCAAGUGUUUUUUAAACAUGGCACCUGAUCUGAUGCUGUGACAACACCUGGCAUUGUUUCCAUGUCACCAUCUUUUGUUGGCACAACUAAUGGGUUUGAGAGAGUAAAAGCACCAAGCAAGAAGCUGCAUGGCAAAGUGGACUGUAGCUCAUCUGUAGCUGUGGGGUGCGAGACCGGAGACUGUCCCGAAGCUGUUCUGUUCUGGCAAUUGAAAUGUGAACACGAGAACACUUAAUUGGCAGAUGUAUCACAAAUGUACAUAGUAAUUUAUUAUAAGGAAGUAACUGUGGUGUGGGUUUUUAUUGUUGAAGUCCUGAAUAUAUUUUAAAGAGAAUUAGGUCCAUCCCCACCUGAAUACUGUGGGGACAAAACUCUUUCAUUUCUCCUCUAUUGAUCGAAUCUUUGAUGGGGAAGAAAAUCAUCUGUACCAGCUCUUUUAAAAUAUGACCUGAGGUCUUGAUGUCCUGGAGUUCUAUAAUAUGUUUAUUUUUUACUGAUCACUGUAGUGAAAUGUAUUUUAUUUCUCCCCCCUGCAUUUGCUUUAUCUGGGGAAAGGGCACAGGAAUGGAAAAUUGUACUUGAAGUUCAAUCUCUGGAAAUAAAAUUUUGGGGAAAAACA
This is a messenger RNA of Chelonoidis abingdonii (Abingdon island giant tortoise), 8619 nucleotides long. Lineage: Eukaryota; Metazoa; Chordata; Testudines; Testudinidae. The record is from RefSeq and is a predicted model, not a curated record.